This is a messenger RNA of Coccomyxa subellipsoidea C-169, 1146 nucleotides long. RefSeq lists its product as hypothetical. Bases 99 to 527 code for a protein of 142 amino acids. The record is from RefSeq and is a predicted model, not a curated record. The transcript is spliced from 4 exons. NCBI's taxonomy places the organism in Eukaryota, Viridiplantae, Chlorophyta, Trebouxiophyceae, Coccomyxaceae.
AAACAAACUAAGGCUUGAGAAGUUGUGCUCAAGCAUUUCUGCUCUCGAUGAGGUCCUUGUAUGUUGUCGGGAUGUUGCUUUGAGUGCACAAGUUCUUGAUGGGUUGUUUCUGCUCGAAACUGUUUGAUGACCUGCCAGAACAUGUUGGGAAAAGCAAGAAAUUCAAAAGGCCUGUUUGGAAGUCAGAGGAGCCUUGUACAGAGUCUGACUUACAGGCUAAGCGUGAGGAGUUCUGGGAUACCCAGCCUCACUAUGGAGGCGAUCGAGUGAUAUGGGAUGCGCUAAAGGCGGCGUGCGAGUCAGACCUGCAGACAGCCAAAUUGAUUCUCGAUAGUGCUGGAGUUGUGGUUGCCUCGGAUGACAUGUCAGUGUGCUAUGACGAAAGAGGAGGAAAGUAUGAGCUACCAAAGUAUGUGCUGAACGCACCCUCCAAUUUGACAGUUGGGCCAAAAGCGCCAUGUGCUGCUCCUCAAGUGGAGCUUAUGAGCAGCUCAGCGGCAACCUCAACAGGGCCUGCUCCCACUUGAGAAAGACAGAAUUAAGACAGCGUAAAUCGAGACAACAUCUGAACAUAUGAAAGCCUCUGUCCUUGAUGAUUUUGUCGCUGUGCUGGCAGCGCUGCAGGUCUGAGUUGCUGCAGCACCGAUCAGAUCUGCAAUUGUCUUGUUGUCCAACAAGCUCAAUGAACCUGUCGCAUCUGUGCUGUGUGUUGGAAAGAUCAAUAGAUGAAAUUCCCCUGAGGAUAUGUUGUUCAAGGGUACUGUUCUGUACAGAACAUCCAGGCGGGGAAAUGUUAGAAGCCCACCAAAUUUUCAGCUAGGUUUUAGUCGAUUGCUUUUCUUCCUCAGGGCCCUCAAUUUUCAUGAAUGUCAUGGGGGGUGUCCCUGAGAUUUUAUGCUAAUUUACUGCAACUGUGUUUGACGGUCUUUGAGAGUUUCAGCAGAACUUUCAGCUCUAAAGUAAGAGCAAACUUGCCCCAUGUAUCGUCACUAUACACAGUACGGUACUGUGUACCUGGUCUAGAACCUGUACAGUCCGAGACUCUCAGUAAACUACAAUGCUAGUCAACUAGUCCGUCCAGAAUAUCAUUAAAGGUUAUGAUGAUGUCAACAGUAAGGCUGGGUCGUGUAAGGAACUCCCAAUGUA